AUGUAUAUUCACUCUUUCUCUCUCUCUCUCAUGUUUAUGUUCAACAUGAUGGAAAUCACAUUUUCCAUGAUUGUGCUGUCCUUUAUAACCAUUGUGGUACUCAGAUCAGCAUGGAGAGCGCUGAGAUGGGUGUGGCUGAAGCCAAAGAAGCUGGAGAGGCAUCUGAGAGAGCAAGGUUUUGAUGGCAACUCUUACCGGAUUUUGUUUGGAGACUUGAAGGAGAGCUCUCGGGUGAUAAAGGAAGCCACAUCUAUGCCAAUGAAUUUCACCCAUGACAUAGCACCACGCGCCUUUCCCUUCUUCCAUCAAAGUUUGAAGAGUUAUGGUAAGAACUUCUUUAUAUGGAUUGGCACGACACCAGUGGUGAGCAUUAUGAACCCAGGACAAUUAAAAGAUAUACUCUCCAAGAACUACAGCUUUCGAAAACAAGAUGCAAAUCCACUUGCAAAAUUGCUGGUAACCGGACUUGCAAGUUAUGAUGCUGAGAAAUGGGCUAAACAUAGAAGGAUUAUCAAUCCAGCAUUCCAUCAAGAGAAGUUGAAGAAUGUGUUACCAGGAUUUCAUCAGAGUUGCAACGACAUGAUUAGCAAAUGGGGAAGUUUGGUCAGUAAAGAGUCUGGAUUGGUGGAGUUGGACGUAUGGUCUUAUCUACAAAACUUGUCAAGUGACUUGAUUUCGCGCGCAGCAUUCGGGAGUAGCUAUGAAGAAGGGAGAAUGAUUUUCGAACUCCUAAGAGAGCUCGCAGAGCUUGCAAUCAAAUCAGUUCGGUCUAUUUACAUUCCAGGAGGGAGGUUUCUGCCAACAAAGAUGAACAAGAGGAUGAAGGAAAUUGAUAGACAAAUACAAGCAUCACUCAAAGGCAUUAUCAGAAAAAGAGAGAACGCAACAAAAGUAGGGGGAGCUAUAAAUGAUGACUUACUAGGUAUACUUAUGGAGUCAAACUCGAAAGAAAUUCAAGAAAACGACAACAAUAUUAAGAACAUCAGAAUGAGUCUUAAGGACGUAAUAGAGGAAUGCAAGCUAUUUUACCUUGCCGGGCAAGAGACCACCUCGGCUUUGCUCGUUUGGACAAUGGUUCUGCUGAGUAAGUAUCCAAAUUGGCAAGCACGUGCAAGAGAAGAAGUUUUACAAGUUUUUGGCAAAGAGAAACCAGACUUUGAUGGAUUAAAUCAUCUAAAAGUUGUGACCAUGAUAUUGUAUGAGGUUCUAAGACUUUACCCACCUGCAGUUGCUUUGAGUCGAGUUGUUCAUGAGGAUACAAAACUAGGAAGUUUGUCUUUACCAGCCGGAGUUCAAGUCUCCUUACCGAUAAUCCUCAUCCAUCAUGAUCGUGAACUCUGGGGAGAUGAUGCAGAUGAGUUCAAACCAGAGAGGUUCUCUGAUGGAGUUUUGAAGGCCACAAGGGGCCAAGUUUCCUUUUUUCCAUUCGGAUGGGGACCUCGGAUAUGCAUUGGACAAAACUUUGCUAUGAUUGAAGCUAAAAUGGCUCUCUCAAUCAUUCUACAACGCUUCUAUUUCGAGCUUUCCCCCUCCUAUACUCAUGCUCCUUUCACUCUUAUUACUCUUCAACCACAAUAUGGCGCUCAUAUCAUUCUGCAUUCUGUAAAAUAGAUCAAUAUAUGUAUUGUUGUACAACAAGGUUUAAGUUCAUCAUUUAUAUUGUUAUAUUGAUCAGGAUCUUUUCUUAAAUUAAAUGUCAUAUGUUUUAAUUA
Molecule: messenger RNA, 1712 nt
Organism: Carya illinoinensis
Lineage: Eukaryota; Viridiplantae; Streptophyta; Magnoliopsida; Fagales; Juglandaceae
Product: cytochrome P450 CYP72A219-like
Exons: 4
Coding region: 1-1611 (536 amino acids)
Molecular function (GO): heme binding; iron ion binding; oxidoreductase activity, acting on paired donors, with incorporation or reduction of molecular oxygen
Source: RefSeq, a predicted model, not a curated record